CUUCCGAAACUAGAUUCGAGGUGACUUUCGCUACGGCCCAACUGUUUCGCUUAUAUUAUAAAAAGUAUGCUUCAUCGUCAACCCUACGUUCAGUUCGUUCUAUUCAUUCAUUUGUUUACCUAGCUCCAUCCAAGUGAACCAUCACCAUGAAGCAAUUGAAAAUGCAAUCGGUUUUCUUCUUGAUCUUCAUCUUGCACCAAUCGCUAUGCCAACAAACCUCCCAACAAUUCGGUCAACAAACGUCUCAACAAUUCAGCCAACAACAAACCCAGCCCCAGCAACAGUAUAGUCAGCAAACCGCCCAAUACACCGCUACUCCACAGUCAGGCAAAGUACAACUGGAAGACAUCGAACGUGACAACUUGAAAAACACCCAAACACCCACGACCAACACCCAACCACAAGUGCAACCCCAACAGUACAUAACGUACCCUCAAGACCAGCUCUUCUACACGUUGCAACCUCAACAGGCCGCAGCUAUUUUCCAAAACCCUCAGCAACCAGUCACCUCUUUGUACGCGGCUCAGCCAUCAACCUCUGGAAUCGUAUCGCCUCAACAACAGCAAUUCUUCGUGCAACCUUACUACACUCAGCAAGCUGCCGCAGCUGCCCCUCAAUCUUACCCUUCGUACGUUGAUUUUGGUAACUUCCCAUUUUAUCCAGCUGUGUAUCCGUAUGCCGUACCUCAGACAGCUUCUCAAACCGGUCAAGUUGCUCAAGUAUCUCCAAACGUAGUCAGUGAUUACUUCAAGAGCGCUGCUGCUGUUCAACCAUCUGCAGCUCAAGUCAAAACUCAACAGAUCCCUCAAGUGCAAGCAUCUCUGAAGGCUGCACCAACUGCUCAAAUACCCAGCUUGAACAACUACCUGUUAAGUAACACUUUGCCGAACACGUAUUACCAACCAGUCUCGUUCACUCAGCCACAAAAUCCGCAAUUCUAUUCGUACAACUCGUUUUACCCAACUGUACCAAAUACUGCUGCCAAGAGCGUCUUCAGCUCCGGUAUCAAAUCCACCACUCCAUCGUCUCCCACUAAGCUAAAAGAAGAACCAUUCGUUCCAGUCAACAAUGGUAACUACAGGUAUGACUUCGCCACUGCUGAACAAAACAACUACAAUAAAGUUAGAGUAUCUGGUUAAGUUUUUGUUGCCAAAUUAAAAAUUCAUCCCCCCCCCCUCAAUUCCUUAUUUGACUUUCGAUUUUAUAAACUAACUGUAGGUAGCUGUACUUUGUAGACAUCGUUUUAUGUUUUCCCUUUUAUUGUCUGUUAAAUAUAAAUUCCCUAUUUAUAUAUCCCAAGCUCCGAGUUGAGUGUUACGUGAUAGACUCGAAUGUACAAAAUAGGUUGUCAUCGGCCAUAGACUUUUAGUUAUCUUUUUUUUAAUACGAAUUUUGUAUAAAAUAUAUUUUUAAGUAUUUUUUUUUUAAAUAAGUUUUUCCGAUUAGUUUAACUAGUCUUAUUUUUGUGUUACAUAUUUUUGUUAAAAAACGAAAUUAUUUUACCAUCGAUAAAAGAACGCGUUCUGUAACACGAAGAAAAUAAAUUUUAUUUAUUUUAAACUUU
Messenger RNA from Planococcus citri (citrus mealybug), 1564 nucleotides. RefSeq lists its product as uncharacterized. The coding region runs from base 147 to 1139 and encodes 330 amino acids. The record is from RefSeq and is a predicted model, not a curated record. The transcript has 2 exons. Lineage: Eukaryota; Metazoa; Arthropoda; Insecta; Hemiptera; Pseudococcidae.